Messenger RNA from Danio rerio (zebrafish), 670 nucleotides. It is a transcript of the gene ndufb10, whose product is annotated as NADH:ubiquinone oxidoreductase subunit B10. The record is from RefSeq and is marked provisional. NCBI's taxonomy places the organism in Eukaryota, Metazoa, Chordata, Actinopteri, Cypriniformes, Danionidae. Gene Ontology annotation, cellular component: respiratory chain complex I; mitochondrion; mitochondrial inner membrane.
CGCACAGUGGAGGAGAGAGACAGACUGAGGUCGACUAAAGGGUUUUAGAAAAUUCACCUUUAAAUUAAAGGCUGAAAAUGCCGCAGGAUUACAAUAAAGAUGCGUAUCCAGAGCCUCCCUCUCGGACUCCGAUGGAGAAUAAACAAACGGCGGUACCGAAUCCCGCUGUGCUGAUUACAAAGGUCUUCUACUACACGGUGGAUCUGCCAGUGAGCACAUUCAGAGGCAUCGUUGAGAGCUUUCGUGGGGAUAAAAAGGCCUACUACUACCACCAGAAGUUUCGCCGUGUUCCUGAACUGACCCAAUGCCAGCAGGGAGAUUUUCUGUGCUAUUAUGAGGCUGAAAUGCAAUGGAGGAGAGACUAUAAGGUGGAUCAGGAGAUUGUGAAGGUGAUGCAGAAUCGCCUGAAGGCCUGUCAGCAGCGUGAGGGUCACAGCUACGUGCAGAACUGCCAAAAGGAAAUUAAGCAGUUUAAAGAAACAUCCCUGGCCUUUCAGUCACGCUAUGGGGACCUGGGUGCAUACGGAAGCGCACGGAAGUGUUUGAUGAAACAGAAGGAGAGAAUGAUGAAAGAGGCGCAGAAGGAAUAAAACUCCUCUCCUAUGGCUUUUCCACUUCAGUCUCUCUCAUCUGUGCAUCAAAUUGUAAAAUAAAGUUUAUCGGAAAGUUA